Messenger RNA from Pelmatolapia mariae (spotted tilapia), 1935 nucleotides. RefSeq names its product atonal bHLH transcription factor 1a (gene atoh1a). Gene Ontology annotation, biological process: sensory organ development; positive regulation of transcription by RNA polymerase II; axon development. The transcript is spliced from 2 exons. Gene Ontology annotation, molecular function: protein dimerization activity; E-box binding; DNA-binding transcription factor activity, RNA polymerase II-specific. Gene Ontology annotation, cellular component: nucleus. NCBI's taxonomy places the organism in Eukaryota, Metazoa, Chordata, Actinopteri, Cichliformes, Cichlidae. The record is from RefSeq and is a predicted model, not a curated record. The coding region runs from base 388 to 1512 and encodes 374 amino acids.
CUCAGAAGCAGGUAGGUGUUCUUGUCCCGUCCACGCUCCUCACCUAAAAACCGUCAUCACUUGCACGUGCGUCCUGUGGGAGGUUCCCCUUACCUCCCUUGUGUUAAACACCCCCUUAAAUUGUAACGUUAUCAUAAACAGUCCAGCGUCGGGGGGUCAUAAUCGCCUCUCUCGGGCUUUACCGAGACUUCUCAUUGGACGUCAACACGCGACCGACGCGAGGAGGGGGGCUUCCAGGCGCGUGCCGCUUUUUAAACCGACGCCGCGCCUUGAGACACCAGAGAAGGAGUCUCGCACGCGACACUCACAUUCACACGGUGAGACAACAUAGCUGUGCGUGCCUCCGAUAACUUUUUUUCUCCACAGUGUUUUUCUUGGGGGGGAAUCAUGGAUGUCCUAACUAUGGAGGGCUGGAGCAAAGGCGCACGUGAGGUGCCGGCCACGCACUCGCGGCAGCAGAGUUGUGGGAGCCCCAGAGAGGUGGAGAGGGGAGGGAAGCAACAGUUCGAGGAGUCCCGCUACGAACCUGGGCUGACGCUCGUGGACAGCGAUAGCGACCCACGCGCCUGGCUGGCUUCCGCUUCUGGCACCUGUGCGGCACACGCCACUUCACCCGACUACCUGCGGCACUCGCCAUGUCCGAGUACCGGCUCCUACCACGAGAGUGGCUCCCCGGGGUCCUCAGGCCAUCCCAGCCCACAGGGCUACAGAAAACCUGCCAAGAGCCUCACGUCUUCUUCUCUCAAAGUCAGGGAGUUGUGUCGCCUUAAAGGCACCCUCACCGGGCCCGAAGAGGAGGCCUCCGUGAGACAGAGAGCCCCCUCCCACAAGCCUGUCAACGGGAUUCAAAGGCAAAGGAGAGUGGCCGCCAACGCGCGUGAGAGAAGGCGAAUGCACGGGCUCAACCAUGCGUUUGAUGAGCUGCGCAGCGUCAUCCCAGCGUUUGACAACGACAAGAAGCUCUCGAAGUAUGAAACUCUGCAGAUGGCGCAGAUUUACAUCAACGCCCUCGCCGAGCUUCUCCAAGGUCCGGUGUCCUCCUCCUCCUCCUCUUCCUCCAGCAGCAGCAGCAGUAAUAACGACAUCUCCAACAACAUCAGCUCGCCAAAGUGUGACAUUAUGCUCUCAUCCACCGCUGGUUAUGACGGGAUGAAGGACAGGGCCUCUCAGUCUCCCUCAACCUGCAGAGCAGCGGACCCUGCGCCCGUUUCAGGUAGCAGCUUACCUGUGCACAUCAGCGGGGUGCCCUUCUGUUCCUCCUUCGACGAAAGUUCGUUUUCCACUAGAGUUGAAGAAGCGAUGUGUUCCCCGUCUCCUUCGCCAUCUGCUCGGGCGGGCAGUUCUCAGUUUGCAAAUGGGAGGAAAGCGUCUCCCCGGAGCGACGGAGAGUUUUCCCCGCACUCCCACUUCAGUGACUCGGAUGAAAUAGCGAUGGAGCUUCAUUCGAGUGAAGAAGACGAUCUUUCAGAACUGAAGCUGCCCUCACACCAUCACCGCACAAUUUCCUUCUAAAUUCCCACAUAAAGACACAGUAUAGCGAAGUUUUUCUAUAGCCUACAGUGAAGUAAUGUCCACACAACGUGUCAAUCAUAGCGAUAGUCCUGCGUUGACGAAAUGCGUUUUUAAGAGAAAUUCUUGCUUUUUGCAAAUAAAAGAAAAAGAAGUUUAAUGUUUAAUUUAACUUGUUGCAUCGUUUAAAGAUCUUUUUUUAAAAUGUGAGUAAGGCCUAAUUCGAUUCUGCCAAUAAAUAUCUAUCCUAUAAUUUUUCAGUCUCCAUGGAGACGUGGUUGGAAGACCCCUCUGCCAUGUCGCGCGCAGCACUGCCACGGGUAUUUCCCACGUCCCUCCAACCAAAUAGUUGUCUUCCACAAAAAAUCACAAGUUUAUGGAUAAUUGCUUAUAUUUGAUAAUGUAAAGACGUUUUUGUAGCUAUGA